Molecule: messenger RNA, 1246 nt
Organism: Sodiomyces alkalinus F11
Lineage: Eukaryota; Fungi; Ascomycota; Sordariomycetes; Glomerellales; Plectosphaerellaceae
Exons: 3
Coding region: 47-1171 (374 amino acids)
Source: RefSeq, a predicted model, not a curated record
UCACCUUCAAAGACAAACCACCGACAACAUCCGAAUUCUCACAACCAUGCUCUGGAAGCAUCUUGCCGCCACUGGCCUGGCGGUGACCACGGCCCAAGCCUCUCUCGUGGUUCCCGACGUCUUCCUCGAUGACUUCAUCAAAGCCCUUCCUGUCGUCCACGCCGACAGCCCAGCACAACCCGUACAGGAGCAGACUAUCAAGCUUGAGUGUCCCGGGUGCCCAGUCCAGCUGCGGCGUGGGGAAGGGCGGUGGGAUACCAAGACCGACAUUGAAAACUACCUCGAGUUGAAAUUCGCCAUCGAUACCACUACCGACGCCGCCGACCGUCUGCUCGUCAACGAGUUUGAGAUCUACCCGGAUUCCGCCCCUUGGUACUCUUCGCUGAGCGCCCCGCAAAUCCUCGAGUUCACUCAGGCGGUCACCAGCCACCGGCACAAGGGGCGCCCUUUGCCCCGGCCUCUGGGCUACGGCCUGUCCAUCCGACCUGUCGUGACAGAGGAGGAUGGCGGCGAGGAGGUGGAGCUCAUCGAGAUCGAUCUCCAGGUCAUCGAGGUCGGAAAUAGCUUUGUUCAGGGCAUUCCCAACGUCAAGGUACAACUGCUUCGCACCGCCAGCGGCAAGCUUUUGAUCGCUUCCGCCGAGAAGACUGCUUCCACCACCGCCCCUGCCGAAACCCCGAGCGGUGACGACGUCGAGUGCGAGACUACAUACUGCAGGUGGCGCUCUGCCGUCAUGAAGGGCCUUAAGAACAUGCAACACCACUGCGGCGGCGCUGUUCAGACCUCCUCGCAGGGUGCUGACCAGUCUGGCCAUACUCACGAGCACAUGCCUGGACAGUACAAGAAGCACCACACUUGGGCCCGCUUGGUCAAGAACGUGACUUGGAGCAUCCUGCUUCCCGUCAUCAUCGGUCUCGUCGCCGGUAUCAGCGUCAGCAUUUUCGGCAUGCUGGUCGGCACUGUCGUCAUCUUCCUCUGGCGCGUCCUUGUUCGCCGCCAGUCCCCCUGGGUGCGCCGCCAGUGCCGCCGCCGCGGCCAUUCUUGCUCCAAGGCCUCUCGGCGCGAGACUGCCGCCGCCGCCGAAGAGAAAGUAGCUCUUAUGGAGAGUCAGGAUGACGACGUUGCCCAUCUCCCCCCGUACGAGGAGAACCGCAACACGGCUCAGCCCUGAUCAUAUUCUUCCCUUCCGUACAUGGUAUUCGCCUCGACGUGUCGUGGAACGGAAACAAGUAAAAGAAAAGAAGAA